AUGUCGCCCGGUGAACGCGCCAUCCUGCGCAACCUUGGGAUUAGGCGGGAGGGAGCCUUGGUUGUACCAGCGCCCACCCUUCCAGACAUCUCCUUGCAGCGUAACUCUCAGUCCAUUGGCAUUGCCUCUCAGCCCUGCACUCAAACCCCCUCUGCAAGCCAGCAGACCAGCAAUCCACCCAACCGGCCUCCCACUGCACCAGCCCCUUGCACAACACCUGGCCCCUCAAAUAUCAACCAGCCUGACCGUGCUCCCACAACCCCGCAAGUGUCAGGCACUCGCCCUCCCACCGGUAACCGCCAACCACCACCCAAAACCCUUGCCGGUCCCUCGCUUUCAUCUCUUACUUGGCCCAACCUACCCUACCUUGCUGUCCUAGACGUCCUUAAGGGGCGUCAAGGCAGAGGGCGCUUGAGGCCGUAUAGAACUAAGUAA
This is a messenger RNA of Rhizoctonia solani, 435 nucleotides long. RefSeq lists its product as uncharacterized. NCBI's taxonomy places the organism in Eukaryota, Fungi, Basidiomycota, Agaricomycetes, Cantharellales, Ceratobasidiaceae. The transcript has a single exon. The record is from RefSeq and is a predicted model, not a curated record. Bases 1 to 435 code for a protein of 144 amino acids.